Durusdinium trenchii is the source of this 1272-nucleotide messenger RNA. The record is from the annotation of a GenBank genome assembly. NCBI's taxonomy places the organism in Eukaryota, Dinophyceae, Suessiales, Symbiodiniaceae.
AUGGAGACAAAGUGGCACUACUGCGCAGCAUUAGGCGGAUCAGCUCUGCUUGCUUGGUGGCUGUGGAAAAAGCGAAGGGACCCCUACGGCUUUGACACUGUCGUGGAUCGGAGGGGCUUCAAUACUGUCAAAUAUGAUUUGUCACCAGUGCUAUUUGGGGAAGAAGCUCGAGAUUGCCUUCAGCACUGGGUGGCGGACAUGGAUUUCCCCUGCUGCGAGAAGAUCCAAAAGGCACUCGCUAAGCGAAUGUCUCAUCCUACCUAUGGAUACACCAUUCUGCCUCAUGAGGUUUGGAGAAUUGUAGGCCAAUGGCUCGUGGAGAAUCAGAAUUGGCCCAGUCCACCAAGUCCCGAAUGCUUUGUCUUCUCUGGUACAGUGCUCUCGAGCGUGGGGAGCAUUCUACGCACUUUCACUAGUCCGGGAGACAAGGUUCUCACCAUGGUGCCCUUAUAUCCACCUUUGCAGACAGUCGUGUCGGCAGCUGGCCGCAGCUUGGUACCGUACCAGCUGCCGAUGAGAAAGGACGCGCAAGGUACUUGUCGUUACGAGAUGGACGUGGAGGGGCUGAAGAAGGUAUUUGAUCAAGAGAAGGUGAAGGCCUUGAUACUUUGUAGUCCCCACAACCCCGUGGGCCGUGUUUGGACUCGUGAAGAGUUGGAAGCUUUAGCAAAGGCGUGCAAAGAGCGUGAUAUUUUAGUGAUGGUGGAUGAAGUUUGGGCCGACUGGUGUUGGAAGCCAUUUGUCCCAUUUCAUCCCAUCGCCAAGAGUCUCGGGUGCAGAUGCAUCAGCCUUGGCUCGCCCACCAAGACCUGGAAUCUGGCAGGGCUGCACUGUUCGUAUGCCAUCAUUGACGAUGCAGAGAUGCUACGGAGUUUCAAGCAGUAUGUCGAGCCUCAGUUUUUACAUCACUGCAGUAUUUUUGGAGCUGAAGCCAUGCGACUGGCAUAUGGUAGCAAAGAGUGGAUGCAUGCGGUCAGAGCCUACGUGAAUGCAAACUUCAUUUACUUGGGAGAGAAGUUGAAAGAAAUUCAGGGUAUUCAGCUGGCAGAACAUGAGGCCACUUAUUUGGCCUGGUUGGACUGCUCUGGCCUUGGCCUUGACAAGAACCAAGUCCACUCAUGGUUGAUUCAGGAAGGUUUGGUUCUUUCAUCCGGCAGUGAUUUUCACCAAGACUGUGGGCACUUCCAGCGGAUGAAUUUGGCUUGCAGCAGGCAGAAACUUCAAGAAGCUCUAGAGAGGCUGAAACAUGCCGUGGCGAAGAUGAAGAGUUGA